CGGAAGCUGGUAGAGCGAGUCUACCAGCUCAGGAUGCCGCUCUCCUGGGUCUCUAGGCUCCCCGGCUUCUUGCCCAGUCUGCUUCUUAGCAUCUUGGCAGGUCUCCAACAGGUAACUGGUGGAUGCCAACUGCACUACUUUUGCCCUGAAGGAUUUGAGUGCUGUGCCAAUGGCUGCUGCCUGAAGACAGAACAUUUCUCUGGCCCCAUGAGGACAUUUGUCAUCAGCUUCCUGGUCAUCAUCCCCCUCCUCUGCAUCUGUGGCUUGUCAAAGCGUUUGUGCCGAGCUUGUUGGGUCUCUGAGCCAGAGCCCCCAAACCAGCGGGAGGUGCCCAUUGCCGUGUCCUUCAGUAACCCUACUGUGGCCCCUGAGAUUCCAGUAUCUACUCCAUUUGGACCCCCACCGCCCUAUAGUGAGGUCAUUCAGAAGCCAGUCCUGUGCCCACCACCUCCCCGGGAGCCACCACCACCCUACACCCCCACACCUGUUGCAACGACCCAAAGCACUCGAGGGGGAAUCGUCAACCCAGCCUUCUGAGGCAUGUUGGGACACCCUAGGAGCUUGAUGCUGAAUUGAUUUCCCUUCUUGCCUCUGCCUAUUCAAGGGUGUCCUCACUCCUAGGGGCUCUGGGCACUAUCUGGCCUGGGAAUGCUCUCCUUUUCCUAGAGUUUUAAGGACGGAGGGAGAGAGAGGCAAAAAUGUCAGCCCACGAAGAGGCUGGACGAUCUGUCACCUGUCCCAGGAUGCUGAAAGAAAGAUUCCUGCAGGUGGGAAGAGACCUUGGACUUGAGAGAUAGCUUCCCCCCAACUUCAGAUGGAGUGGGCUCAGAUCCUAUCCAGGAUCUCUUGGAUUUUGUGUGCUUGGAGGUUGAAUGGGGGCUUCAAAUAAGUCAAGCAGAGUCAUCCUCUGGCAUAAACAAGAUAUGCCUAGCCUGCUGCCCUACAGUGUCAGAAGUUCCACCAUUAGAGAGCCAUUCCUUUGGUUAAAGUCUAGCCCCCUACCUGUGGGUUUUC
This is a messenger RNA of Dromiciops gliroides (monito del monte), 1014 nucleotides long. It is a transcript of the gene TMEM92, whose product is annotated as transmembrane protein 92. The record is from RefSeq and is a predicted model, not a curated record. The transcript has 5 exons. Lineage: Eukaryota; Metazoa; Chordata; Mammalia; Microbiotheria; Microbiotheriidae. The coding region runs from base 34 to 537 and encodes 167 amino acids. Gene Ontology annotation, cellular component: nucleoplasm.